AUGUCUUGCUGCGGCGGAAACUGUGGAUGUGGAUCUGGCUGCAAGUGCGGCAACGGUUGCGGAGGUUGCAAAAGGAACCCAGACUUGGGAUUUACCGCGGAGACGACCACGACCGAGACAUUCGUCUUCGGCGUUGCACCGGCGAUGAAGAACCAGUACGAGGCUUCCGACGAGAGUAGCGCUGAGAACGAUGCUUGCAAGUGUGGAUCUGACUGCAAGUGUGACCCUUGCACCUGCUUUACUCUAAGAUGGGAAAAGGUAAAAGAGAGACCACUCUUCACCGUCCUCCGGCGGAGAAAAGAAGAGGCACAACCCCUCACCGUCCCCGAACCACCUCCUAGUAAACCGGAGUCUCCGUCUCCGCCGUUCGGUAGCGAACCCACCGAACCGGCGAAGAGAGACACAACUCGAAACUCAGAUCCGCCAUCGUCAAACUCACCACAAGCUAUUCCGCCGUCCUCUAGCAGAGAUUCACCCAUGGAUAGUUUAGCGACAGCCUCUCUGAGCAACCCGAGCUUCCGCAGCGCCUCUCCCACCGAUUAUCCACGCCCAUCGCUGCCGGAGAAGAAACUGGAUCUAAUCUUCAUGUCGUUGGAUCCAUCGAACCGCCGUUGA
This is a messenger RNA of Microthlaspi erraticum, 615 nucleotides long. The record is from the annotation of a GenBank genome assembly. NCBI's taxonomy places the organism in Eukaryota, Viridiplantae, Streptophyta, Magnoliopsida, Brassicales, Brassicaceae.